AUGGCCACUGCUGCCCCAAGAAUUGGUGACACCAAAGUCCCAAUGUCGCUUCUCGAGAAGGGUGCAUACAUAAACUACCAGCGCAUUGAGGAUAACCUCGCCAUCGUCCGUGACAGGCUUCAGCGCCCGCUUACCUUGUCGGAAAAGAUAGUGUACGGACACUUGGAUGAUCCUCAUAACCAGGACAUUGUCCGAGGCACAAGCUACCUUAAGCUCCGCCCUGACCGGGUGGCUUGUCAGGAUGCUACUGCCCAGAUGGCUCUGUUACAAUUCAUGUCUGCAGGCAUGGACACAGCAGCUGUUCCGACUACAGUUCACUGUGACCACUUGAUAGAAGCUCAAGUUGGUGGUGCUAAAGAUUUGGCACGUGCCGUUGAUCUCAACAAAGAGGUGUACGAUUUCUUGGCUACUGCCACAGCAAAAUAUGGUCUUGGAUUUUGGAAGCCGGGUUCUGGUAUCAUUCACCAAAUUAUUUUAGAGAACUAUGCAUUCCCCGGUGGACUUAUGAUCGGUACUGACUCUCACACGCCUAAUGCGGGAGGUUUGGGUAUGGUUGCUUGCGGUGUUGGGGGUGCCGAUGCUGUUGACGUCAUGGCGGACAUUCCCUGGGAAUUGAAGUGCCCUAACGUUAUCGGUGUGAACCUUACUGGCAAGAUUGGAGGCUGGACUACUCCCAAGGACGUCAUCCUGAAGGUCGCUGGCAUUCUUACUGUCAAGGGUGGAACUGGUGCCAUCGUUGAAUACCACGGUUCUGGUGUGGAGUCAUUGUCCUGCACGGGUAUGGCCACUAUUUGUAACAUGGGUGCCGAAAUCGGCGCAACUACCUCGCUCUUCCCCUUCAACCGUCGUAUGGUUGACUAUCUCAACGCUACCAAGCGUUCCGAGAUUGCUCAAUACGCACAGCGCUUUUCACACAACCUUAAGGCUGAUGAAGGCUGCGAGUACGACCAGAACAUCGAGAUUAACCUCUCGGAACUCGAGCCUCACAUCAACGGUCCCUUCACUCCUGAUCUCGCUACCCCGCUCUCGAAAUUCGCAGAGGAGGUCAAGAAGAACAACUGGCCCCAAGAACUCAAGGUCGCUCUCAUUGGUUCCUGCACUAACUCUUCAUACGAGGACAUGUCUCGCUCUGCUUCCAUUGCCCGUGAAGCUGCCGAGCAUGGUCUCGAUGUCAAGAGCAAGUUCACGAUCACUCCUGGUUCUGAGCAAGUCCGUGCUACCAUUGAACGUGACGGUCAAAUCGGUGCUUUCGAAAACGUCGGCGGUCUCGUCCUGGCUAACGCAUGCGGUCCUUGUAUCGGUCAAUGGGACAGGAAAGACGUUAAGAAGGGCGAGGUCAACUCCAUUAUUACCUCCUACAACCGUAACUUCACCGGCCGUAACGAUGCUAACCCCGCCACCCAUGCUUUCGUCGCCUCCCCGGAUAUUGUAACCGCAAUGGCUUUCGCUGGUGACCUUACCUUCAACCCGGUUUCGGACUCCCUCAUUGGCUCUGACGGCAAGCCCUUCAAGUUCUCAGACCCUACUGGUAAUGAACUUCCUCCUCGUGGCUACGACCCCGGCCAAAACACCUUCCAGCCUCCUCCUGUAGACCGUGCUAGCGUUGCAGUUGCAGUUGACCCUAAGAGCGACCGUCUUCAACUCCUCCAUCCUUUCAAGGCUUGGGAUGGCAAGACUCCAGCUGACCUUCCUGUUCUGAUUAAGGUGAAGGGCAAGUGCACGACUGACCACAUCUCUGCUGGUGGUCCCUGGCUUAAAUACCGCGGUCAUCUCGAGAACAUUUCGCAAAACUGUUUAAUCGGUGCUAUCAACGCUGAGAACGGCGAGGCCAACAAGGUCAAGAACCAGAUCACCGGCGAAUACGGUCCAGUUCCCCAGACUGCUGCUUACUACCGUGACAAGGGCAUCAAGUGGGUCGUUAUCGGUGACUCCAACUACGGUGAAGGUUCAUCUCGCGAGCACGCUGCCCUUGAGCCCCGCUACCUCGGUGGUCUUGCAAUCAUUACCCGGUCUUUUGCUCGUAUCCAUGAGACAAACUUGAAGAAGCAAGGCAUGCUUGCUCUCACUUUCGCUAACCCUGAGGACUACGACAAGAUUCAGCCCAGUGACAAAGUUGAUAUCUUGGGCUUGGAUACCUUCAGCCCCGGAAAGAACUUGACUCUUAUUGCCAAGCAUGCGGAUGGUAGCAAGGAUGAAAUUUCUCUUGCUCACUCCUUCAACGAGGGUCAAAUUGAGUGGUUCAAAGCGGGCUCUGCCCUUAACCUGAUGGCUGCCAAGGCCAAGCAAUGA
This is a messenger RNA of Suillus bovinus, 2289 nucleotides long. Its product is annotated as aconitase family-domain-containing protein. The transcript has 12 exons. Lineage: Eukaryota; Fungi; Basidiomycota; Agaricomycetes; Boletales; Suillaceae. Gene Ontology annotation, molecular function: aconitate hydratase activity; 4 iron, 4 sulfur cluster binding. The record is from RefSeq and is a predicted model, not a curated record. Gene Ontology annotation, biological process: tricarboxylic acid cycle. Gene Ontology annotation, cellular component: cytosol; mitochondrion. The coding region runs from base 1 to 2289 and encodes 762 amino acids.